AUGGAGUGUGCCAAGUUUUACAUUACCAGCUGUGGAGUGAUCCCAAAAAGGGAGAAAAAAAACUGUAAGGAGGUCUUCAAGCUGAAUAGAGGCUGUGGAACGACAUGCUCAUACGAAUGGAUAGAAAGAGAUGACAACGUAGAAGUAAAGAUAUGUCUCUCCCCGGAUGUUACUUCUGACGAUAUUCAGUGUAGCUUAAGAAGUGAUUACUUAUUUGCCAAACUGAAAAACAAACCUGAGAGUCUCAUAGAGGGGAAGCUAAAAGGACAGGUGGAUAUAAACCAAUCGACGUGGUUUCUAGAAAGGUACCAAGAGUUCUCCGUCCUUAUGAUUCAUCUGAAGAAGAAAAAGGAUAAAGGAAUAAACGAAUGGGUAGGAGUAAUCGAAAAGGAGAAUAUCCUCCACAUAUCGUAUGAUAAUACUUCAUCAACACACAGUGACCUUAGCACAUCUUCACAUCUAAGUGCCCAACCGAAUGAGCUACUCCUUAGGCUAGUAUUUCCAAAUGCCAAGGCUGACGACCUAUUCACUUUCGUCCUUAAGUGGGCAAACACUAAGUCUAAUGGUACAAACGAGUUUGGCAUCCCCAGGAUGAAAUUAAAAACGACAGUAAUGCAUGAUGAACAUGAAAUAGAAAUUAUCAUUACGGGAUAUGAUUUGAAGUGGGAAUCUGAGGACAGCUUGGUAAUAAAAUUCAGUUCGUUGGAAAAUGGAACGGAAUUGCAUGUACACAGGGGGAAGGUAGCUAGUGGAGUUAGAGGGUUACAUGGAAAUAUGAUAAGUUUUUUGGUGAAAGAAUGUGAAUAUAGAUUAUUGAAAAAACUGCAACAUGAUUUGAAAGGAGUUUUUUAUUUAAAUCCCAUUUCGAAGAAGGUAGACACACUGAUGCAUGGACAUACUCCUCAGACUAACUAUGAUUACGUGUCGAGUGAUGAGGUGGGUUCACAACACAUCUCCGUAAAUAGAGAAGAGACUAAUGAGAAAUACGGAAAGAGUAAUAAUAUAACAUCGGUAGAACACCCACAUGGAACAACAAACACUGAGCAGGUUAAACAGAUAAAGAAAGACUCUCCACAGGAAGAACUAAUUGUUGAGGAAUUGAAACUCCAUUCUAAGGUGAAUCUAACAUGUGAUGAUAAAUCAAAAGAACCCAAUUUUAUGAAAGACUGGUCGGAAGAGAAAAAAAUCGAAUUCCGACGAAACUCAGUGUUGCAAUUAAAAAAACAUUUGGAAAUAUCACAGGAGAAUAAACUUAUUAUGAAGCUGGAGGAUUACGUGAACUAUAUGAAGUUAUCCUUUGACCUGACAGAUGAGGAAGCUAAGCUCGUUUGGAAAAAGGGAAUGGCGAAAUCGGAUGAGCAGAAAAGUAAGGAGCAUUUUUACAGAUUCACAGAAGUGGAGAAGCUUACCGAUAGGAUAGGUGUAGUUGUUCCGGGGGAGGUGAACAACUCAACAGGUGAUGGUCUCGGAGCAGAAGAAACGUUCACCUAUUGCCAUACAGAACAAAAUUCUCACUUUACUGAUCUAACCAGGAAGGAAAGCUUCCAUGAAAAGGGAGGUAGAACCAUCGAAGAGACAAACCAAAGCAACAUUAACAAACGGUUUUUCAACUGCUUAGAAGAAGAGUUACUGGACCCUGAAGAUAAACCAAAACUGACUUUGUACGAAAUAUACAGCAAAAGUGACGAGGGAGAAAAACAAAAAAUGAGAGAAAAAUGGAGAAUGAAUGAACUGAGGUUAUGUACGCUGAUUAACGAAUUGGCUUACGCAGAGGAUGAUAUGAUCCCCACCAUCUGCAACAACUACCGAGAUGUACUACUAAGCGAUGAAUACGCUUGCCUCAUGCAAAUCAGGCUUCAAGAAUGUCCACCAAAAAAUGUACAAGAAAAAAAAAUACUCAAAAUAAUUAACUCCUUCGCAUUGAGUCUCUACGAUGAUAUAAAAAUUGUCAUGGAACAUGAAGAAAAGGAACACUUAAAAAAAAUCCAACUCAUUUGUGAAAAAGCUGUAUAUGAUGAGAAAGGGCUUAACGAUUUUAUUGAGUCUAUGAAGCCACUCCUGGAUUACUCCUUCCUUGGGUAUAUAAAGCAUGCCAUACGGAUGGAAAAGAGGAAGAUCAAAAUGGAGCAGAAGGACUUCCGAGAACAGCCCUCCGACUGGCUAAUCAUCCUGAUGAUUAUCCAAAAAGGAAUUUAUUCUAUAUUGGAAAAGGACAUAUGGGAGGACGUUAUCAACGUUACUACGAUUAUCUGCCAGGAACAACCCAGUGUCCGUAAGACCAUGCUGACCACUAUGGUUGCCUCCAUGCCCAAAGCCGAUUGGAUUUUUUUCAAAGAUGUUAUUAAAACCAUAUACAAAUGUGUGCAAGACAGAAAAAUUACAGCUAACCAUUUUCCUGACUUCCCUCAUAUUCCGGAAGCCAUUUUUCAGCUGAACUAUGACAUUGAGAGAAUUCUACCUGACUGGUUCAUAAAGCAAAUGCUGGACGAAUACGACAAGUCCGUCGUGGAACUCAUGAAAUCUAGGAAACCCUUGUUUUGGAAAAUGAAGGAGACUAACUGGGACAAGAAGUUCGUGCAGGAGUUUAAGCAGCUCCAG
Molecule: messenger RNA, 2598 nt
Organism: Plasmodium cynomolgi strain B
Lineage: Eukaryota; Apicomplexa; Aconoidasida; Haemosporida; Plasmodiidae
Exons: 1
Source: RefSeq, a predicted model, not a curated record